AGGUUCUGAUGAAAUGAUCUCCCUCUUUCUCUCUCUCUCUCUUGUAGAACGAAGUGUCCCCGAUAGCUCUGGAGUGAUCCGUAGUAGAACCAAGUGUGUGUUGGGGUUCUAAAAUGAUCUGUAUAAGUGGCACAAUACAGGAUCGUCGGCUUAGAAAUGAUUCUCUUGGACUUGGCUGUGGAUAGUACUAGAAUGUAGCUUUAGAUUUGUGUAAAGAAUCUUCUGCUAUGAUUCGUCUAAAGAGUCUUCUGCAGUGCUCUCACUCUAUAAAAUUGUUACCUCCAUAGUGGUCUAGCAUUGUCUAUCUUUCCACGGGGGACUAGGUGUCUGUUUUUAUCUCAACAAACUUUAGUUUGCCUAGUUUUAUUUGGAAAAAAGGAUGCAGUGGUUAAUAGCUCCUCUCGCGGUGUACUUGGUGGUAACCAAGUGGGCCAUGAUCAAAGCCUACUUGCCUGCGAAAGUAACCGCGCCAAUCGAUCGGAUGACCGCGAGCCCACAGUCCUUUGUCGUGCAGUGUCACAGCUUUGCCCUUCUAUCGGCGAUCGUUUACGUUAUUCCGUUUGACCUUCUGGGCUUCCAAAUUCAAGCCUACUUUUAUUCGGCCGCAAUGUGGUGCUCGCUCGCCGCAAGUUGCAUCACAAUGUAAAUUUUAAGACCUAAAAACUUGAGAUCAUGUUGAAGGUAGAGGUUGUUAGGAAAGCCGUUUGGUAUUGUCUGUAGACUAGAAAUGAAAAUUGAGAAACGUUUCCCAAGGAGAAAAUUGAGAAACGUUUCCCUGUUUGGAGGUUAGAAGAUUCGAGCAACACAUGAUCCACCAGAAAAUAAUAGAGUGAGCAAUUAUGUCCCGUAUGAGGAUUUUUUUCAUCUCAUGCAAAAAAGAUUAUUGACUAUCUAAGGUUCAACAACUUAUUUUCAAUGAAUCCACCAAAUAACAGAGUAAGCAACUACGGAUCACCACCAGUGAGAGAAGGAUGGGAAAAGUGUAAGGUGUACCUUGGUACUGUUGUUCCGGCAACGGAAUUCCACUGGCUCUUUUACGCAACGAUAUUCAUUACUUUUCCGCCUUGCCUACCAGUGCUGGCGAUUCCAGCACGAAGAUCACUGUGGGCGAUUUUGAAGUACUAUUCUUUAAUGAAAUAUUACAAUCCGCAUUAAAUCGUUUUAAUUUUGUCACCUUGAACGACUGCUGACCUAAGGCUAAGCCGAGAAGUGACGUAAUGAACGAACCUGCAUAAAGCCUAUCAAUUAAAGGGUGCUGUGCCUCGCCGAACGUGGGUAAAUCAAUGAAUCAAUCAAUUGAUCAAAACGAAACCUCCAGGUUCGCAGGUAAAAACAUGCAAGCAGUACCACAGUUAGCACAGCUGAAGCCACAGUAUGACCAAUUGAUGGCAAAAGAAGCAGAGGUCAUGCUGUACUCUGCGGUAGCCGAAGUCGCGCUGGGAUUUUACUUUUACGUCAAAAAAAUUUUCUAUCUGAAGAAGGCCAUUUCUAUAACAAGGAGUAGUUGUACAUGUAAGUAACACCAUGCUGGUUGUCAAAGCUUCCUUUGGGCUUAGGGUUAGGUUAAUUUUCUUGCUCUCUGGUUAAUUUUCUGCUCUCUCUAAUCCACGAUCCUGAUGCUGAUAUUUCCGGAAACGCGGUCGAUAAUGAUUGUCUUCGUGUACUGGACGUUCCUGCGGAUGCGAUACCAGAACCCAAAGUUAUGCCAGAUUACAUGAUGAUUCAGAGACUGUGACGGCCAUAUGUUAGUUAUGGUCGUCAUAGAUACUCACUUUAGAAGAUUGAUAGCAUUGUGGUACCUAUUCAAUCUUUAUUCGGGUAGCUUCGAUUUUGAUGAACUAGGUAAUCUUCAAUUCUGCUAAACUCGGUGAAGAUGGAGUGAUCUGGAUCUAAGUUCAGUCAUCCUUCUAAAGCCUUAGUGUGACGCAGUAUUAGAAGAGGGCCUUGUCCUCACUCACUCGUACUUUUACGACCUCUUCAACAAUCGUUCGUUCUAUAAUAGGAUCUUCUCGCGUCUAUUCUACGGUCUCUGCUCCAUCGCUUUACUCUUCACCAUUUUUUGAAUUUUCCCAUCUCUAAUAAAAAGCCAGAAGCAGCAGCAAGCGGCAUGGGAGUUGGUUGGGCAACGUGUGGAGCCGGUGUUGGAAAAAGUUCCGCCUCUGAGAAAAGCCGUAGACUAUGCGAAGGUGUACUUUCAGAAACCAGUGUAAAAAUACGGAUACAUGACCUCCCUCUACUUGGUCCGUUGUCCCAAGGAAGAUCUGGUCUGGAGAUUACGGAAGCUAUAAUGGGAUAAAAGCAUUUUGAAAGAGCCUGCUGCCCUAAGGUUCACCCCGAUCUAGUCAUCCCUCCAUGGAAGCUAGAGCUUCACCUCUUAAGAAUCUCAAGAACACACCUUUACCGUCAGAUUCAAUUUACAUGAAUACGCGAUGAUGCCGUGGCCGCCUGCCCGGUAGCUGAAAAGCUUGAUCAGAUGAAGAAAUUGAAAAAAAACAUUUGAUGACACUUAUUUUUGGAACUCUGUCAUGGCACUUCAUUUCAAAAUAUGUUAGAACAACAAGAGACCCAGAACUAGUGCAGCGGGACUCCGGUGUCACGCCGGGAUGUUC
Molecule: messenger RNA, 2609 nt
Organism: Amoebophrya sp. A25
Lineage: Eukaryota; Dinophyceae; Syndiniales; Amoebophryaceae
Source: the annotation of a GenBank genome assembly